Molecule: messenger RNA, 975 nt
Organism: Sungouiella intermedia
Lineage: Eukaryota; Fungi; Ascomycota; Pichiomycetes; Serinales; Metschnikowiaceae
Source: the annotation of a GenBank genome assembly
AUGUCUUUCAACUUCGCCAAAUUCACCGACAACUUGAAGAACAUCGGAGACCGUGUGACCACGGAAUUCAAUAAGGAGGUUUUGCCAUUUGCCCAGCGUACUACGCGCAUGGUUCAGGAGAAAAUCGGCAAGGUCAAUGUAGAUGAAAUCAGCCAGUUGCCCUCUGAGUACACGGAAUUAGCCGACAAGUGCAACAACGUGGAAAAAUUGUACAAGAACGUGUUGAAGGUUACCCAGAACUAUGAAUCCGAGGGCUACGACUACCCCACCAACUUGCAGGAGUCCUUCACUGAAUUUGGCAAGAACAUUUCUGACAGGGUCCAGAACUUGUCGAAGGCCACGUCUCCUGCUGAGGCUCAGGCAGCAUUGAUAAACCCCACAGCCGGUGAUUUUAAACCACCCAAGACGUUGUACCAUGCACUUUCUCGCGCUACGGACGGAUCUAUCUUGACCACUCUGGAGAACUCCCAGGACCCAUUGAUCAAGGCAUUGGAUUUGUAUUCGUCCAACUUAAAUAAGAUCGCCAACGCACGUUUAGGCCAGGACCAGUUGAUCAAGACCAAGUUCAACCAGCCGUUGUUGACCACUCUUCGGUCAUUGCUUUCUCAAAGCACCAGUAUCCAGAAGAAGGUGGAGCAGAAGAGAAUAGACUACGACUUGGCUAGACAGGCAUUGACCAACUGUACUAACCCUACUAAGGAGCCUCAACUUCGUGUCGCCAUGGAGAACGCCGAAGAUGAGUUUGCAAACUCGGUAGAGGAUGCACUCUCUGUGAUGCAGAAUGUGUUGCAACAGGCCAAGCCCCUCAACGAGUUCUUGGAGUUGAUCAGGGCGCAGUUGGCAUACCACAAGUUGGCAGCCGAGUUGUUGUCCAACAUGGUUGGCGAGUUCGAGAGCCUCAUUGAUGAGAACUCUAACUUGGCAGCUUCCAAGCUGGGUGCAAACACACUGGAGCUGGGUGACUUUGAUAUUUAG